This is a messenger RNA of Cuscuta europaea, 1081 nucleotides long. NCBI's taxonomy places the organism in Eukaryota, Viridiplantae, Streptophyta, Magnoliopsida, Solanales, Convolvulaceae. The record is from the annotation of a GenBank genome assembly.
UUUUAAUAAUGAGGAAAGUAAUACGACUUUUAAAUUUGACCAAAAAGACUAAUUUUUAGUUUACGCCCGAUAAAAAACUCUCCCUUUCCCCAUCUCCCAUCUGCAUUCGCCACCGCCACACAUCACGCCAUCGCCGCCGCCAAUCCAAGGCCACCAUCUCCUUCUCCGUUGUUCAGGUCCAGUGAGAUCUUGAAGAUGGAAGGAAGUGAAGAUACUGUAUUCACCCCUGCUCUAGAAAAAAUGAAAUAUAUCAAAUCUGAGGAUGGAGAAAUGCUUACUGAACCUUUCUUGGAAGUUUGCAAACUGAUCUUACCUGUAAUAGACAAGUUUGGUGCAGCCAUGGCACUUGUGAAAUCUGACAUAGAUGGCAAUAUAAAGAGGCUGGAGAAUAAGUUCAAUAAAGAUACUACAAAGUAUAUGAGGUUGCACAGCAUGGUAAAAGAGGAAGUUGAAGCUAAGACAGCAACUGGUUCAUCUAGUUGCACAAAUGGCCUUCUUUGGUUGACCAGGGCAAUGGAUUUCUUAGUGAAACUGUUCUCAAAUUUAUUAAAGGAUGCAGAAUGUACUAUGUCAGACGCUUGCAAAGAUUCAUAUUCCCAUACCUUGGAAAAAUUUCAUGGCUGGAUUGCUAGCUCUGCUUUUAAGGUUGCUAUGAAGCUUGCUCCAGAAAGGAAGAAAUUUAUGGAUGUCAUCGGCGGGACUGGUGAUAUUAACAAUGACAUAAACAACUUCUGCACAACAUUUUCACCAUUUCUUGAGGAGAACCAUAAGUAUUUGGCCAGUGUUGGAAUGGAUGGACUUAAAGCCUGAAAAGAGAGAAGCAAUAUUACCAUUUGCGUUCUUGUUUUUACUAAUUCACGAAGACCCAUUAAUGUAUAACGAUCGGUCAUCUCAAAAUGUUCCUCUUAUUGCGUUCUUGUUUUUACUAAUAUACAUAUACACAAAAUUUUCAAGGGAUAUAUUAUUAUAUUGUGCGAGUGAAUAACUGAUAUACCUUGCCAUAACUAUAUUGGUUUGGUGAGGAUAGGAUACAAAGCUUAGUGUUCUUCGUCGGUUUAUUUUUGCUGCAUCGAUGUGGCCU